GUUCUGUCAGUGUUGCUGCUGCAGCUGCUGAGAUGCGCCAGGCUGCAGGCUGUCGGUAAUGAGGGUGUGGGUGUGAAAACCAUUAAAAGGUGUUCCGGGUGCUACAACAUUCACCUGCGUCCUUCUUCUACCUUCUUCUACCUGUGACUUGUGGUAACCACUGUGGUGAAUACCUGUGCCGCCCUCUACAUCGCCUUCACCCCUGACCUGUGUCCAGUCUGCGACCGUCAUCGGCGAGGAUAUUGUGGUGCCAGUCAUUUCUUGUCCCUGAGGCAGAGCGAGCUUGUCCAGCCAGUCUGAUCCUGGACCUUCCAUCUGAGACACGUUACAUCAUUGCCCUGGAGGAGGAUACCAGGCGGGGUGGAAGCCGCCCCCGUGAAAGCACCGAACUAAUCUCUAAUGUACCGUUAACCCACAUCACCGUCAAGUCCAGAAGCACUGAGUUCAUCGCCAAGGUAACAGUAAUCCACAUCAUCUUGAAAACCAGUAAGACUGAGUGAAUCUGCGAGCUGACUCCUCGCCCACAUCCUCGGCAGCAGACGAUUUCGAUAAGCUGCCGUACAUCACUAGAAGUCGUGAGUAUCAGUGUCACCACAGCAGCCCACCUGAGGAUGACGCUGCCCGUCCUGACGUUCGCUGUCACUGUCGUGAUGACAAGUGUUCACCUGGUGUCCUGCCAUGAGACGACCAAAAACUUUCUAGUCAAUCCCAGCUUCGAAGAUGCAAAACUCGAACCUUCGUGGUCUGCAAAGAAAUUUCAGAUGCAACGGAACUCUGAGAUAAAAAAGCACGGCGACUAUUCUCUUCUUUGUACUGGAAGGACCAACCCUAACGCCGGGCCCCAGCAGCACAUCCACGGCCUGGUACCCGGGGGACGCUACGCGCUGCGCGCCUACGUCAGGCUGCUGGAGGACAAGCCGGGUAGACUGUGGCAGACCUUCAAGGCCGUCCUCACCUUCUACUUCGAUGGCGCCGAGACCACAGCCAGUAAAUUUACAAAAAGGUCAUGUAAAGGCUUGAAGAAACAAGAUAGAAAUAAAUGCCAGGCGGAUAAAAAGAAGACGAAAAAAGAGAAAAAAAAGAAAAAGACAGGCAAAAAGGAGAAAAAUAAGAAAAACAGGAAAAGCAAGAAAAAUUCGAAACAGAGAGACAGCAAGGACAACUCUCGCAGUCAAAUACGACAGAGGAGAGCAACGAAACCCUCGUCUGGGUCUUCACCCGAUAAACGUCGGGGAUCGGGAGACGAAGAAGAAAACGGCUACAUUAUCGCCUGGAGGCCUUUUGUCACAGCCAGCAAAGGGUGGAUUCCGCUUAUCGGCGAUCUCAACGCACCUAUGAAAAACAUCACAGGCGCGCGUCUGUCCAUCCAGGGUCCUGACGCCGGCCUCGACUUUCUGCUGGACGACCUGGUCCUAUACGAGGUCCCUGAGCAUCCGGACUGGGCCACUGAGGCUCUCGUCAGGAUUGACAAGCACAGGAAAAGCAACGUUCAUCUACAGGUGAGACUUCCUCCAGGAGUUAACCCUGCGGAUAUUGAGAUCCAGGUGGAUCAAAAGAAACACCUGUUUGCCUUCGGAUCAAAGGUGGCUGAUGAUGUGGUCCGAAAAAGUAGUGAGGGGGAAAAGCGCUUCCAAGAUAUAUUUUAUUACCUGUUCAACUGGGCGACAGUUGGCAGCUACAAAUGGAGAUUCGACAAAGGCACGCCAGAAAACCCGGAUUUCAGCAAUGCACUGGAAGCCACGGAGGUUCUGCUAAGAAAUGGAAUGAAAGUCCGGGGACACAGUAUUCUAUGGGGUGUAAAAAAGAACAUUCCAGAUUGGGUCACUAAGCUGGAGGGCAACCGACUCCGAGAAGAACUCGUGCGACGUGCUACUUACGUGACCAACAUCACCAGGGGAAGGCUGGCCCACUGGGACGUUCAGAACGAGUUUCUCCACGGUCAGUACUACGAGGAGACGCUUCAGGACCCCAACGUCACCAUGGAGAUGUUUAAGCUGGUCAAGCGCCUGGAUCCUGUCCCCAAACUUUACCUCAACGACUUCCAGGCCGUCACAAUCGGAGGAAACACGGAGGCAUAUCAUGACUUAGCGGAAGACUUCAAAGCUGCCGGGACAGGCAUCCAGGGUCUGGGAAUACAGGGGCACACUAAAGACUUCGUCAAACCGGACCCGACCAUGAUCUGGAGGCGACUGGAUAAACUGGCAGAAACUGGUUUAGAGCUCUUCAUGACGGAAUUCGAUCUGGGCUGGCCUGAUGAGGUGGUGCGCGCCGAUUGGCUGGAGGACGCUAUCAGAGCAUUCUUUGCCCACCCGGGACUCAGCGGCGUCAUCCUCUGGGACAUCUGGGACCUGCGGCAGCGCUAUCCUGACAAAGGCCUUCUCACUGGACCAGAACUCAAAUUUAUCGAGCCCGGCCAGCGGUUCGCCUGUCUGGUGAAGAAGGAGUGGAGCACCCACGUCACGUGGCGCCUGUCGGACAGUAACCAGACCCUCCGUCUGCGGGCCUUCCAGGGCCUCUAUGAUGUGGUGGUCAAGAAGAGAGGCGUACCAGUCCAGAAACUACAAAUGAGUCUCGGCAAACAGGACAUCGUCUAUCACAUCAAUGUCACGACCAGUAACGUGCCUGUCAAGAUACCUGUAGAGCACGACUUUGUUCCUCAGUGUGUCAGUCAUCGAGAUCAAAGGUCCUUGGGUGUGGCCGCUACAUAUGUCACAGACUCACCCCAUUCUUGUCUACAGCGCAUAGCCAAGGUGCAAAGGUCAGCGGGGUACAUGACCCACGUCUCCGUCACGUGUGAGGACGGCUACGUCAUGACGGACUGCAGUAGCUUCCUCACGGCCCUCGAUAUCGACUCUCAGGUUCAGUUGUCAGACAAGAUGGCGGUGAUCAACGGCAGCGCCACCUGUACUGCGUAUCUUCAUGGCAUGCUGCGGACAGCAGCAGAAUUGGUGGCCACGGCUCAGUGCUGCCGUCUGGAGGGACUCACGUGUGACUACCGGGUAGCAGGUCCCUCUGCCAUCUUUGACGGUGCCAGAGCAGAGGCUGUGUGUCCUGAUGGUUACUUCCCUUUCGGCUGCUCGGCAUACAGUCGCUGGUCUCACCACGCCGGGGUCAUGCCCAGUGGCACGUCAUGUGUUGCUCAGAGUGGACCCCCCAGCACCAGUGACCCCGCCAAACAGUCGGGAGUGAUAGUGACGGCUGCAUGUUGUCGGGGUGGAGUGCGGUGCCUCAUCGUGCAGUCAGACUUCGGUAAGGAGGGGUAUGCUCAAGUCACGUGUCCACCAAGUCACGUGAUGACUGGCUGCAGCGCCUUUGCCGUAGAUGGAAAGUUCAGAGGAGCCCGAACUGAAAGUAGUGUUUCUGUUUGCACCGCAACCAGUGGGACUGCUAUGGGAGUCAUAGCAUACGCCACGUGCUGCACAGACUGAGGAACAUCUUGCACGUCAGUCAUCUGUCAUCUGACUUGUUGAUGGGAAUGGUGAGAGGUACAUCAUGCAGCCUUGACUUUAGUGUCAUCAGUGACCUCUAACAUCAUGUUAAAGACAUGCUGCUUUACCACAUGGCUCUUGCCAUAGUUGUGGUCCUGUGACAGAGAAGGAAUGACACUACUCAGUCUAUAAUGUUUCUGUCUGCAAGUGACAAUAAACCUCAUAAUUGUG
Molecule: messenger RNA, 3659 nt
Organism: Pomacea canaliculata
Lineage: Eukaryota; Metazoa; Mollusca; Gastropoda; Architaenioglossa; Ampullariidae
Exons: 22
Coding region: 612-3428 (938 amino acids)
Biological process (GO): carbohydrate metabolic process
Molecular function (GO): hydrolase activity, hydrolyzing O-glycosyl compounds
Source: RefSeq, a predicted model, not a curated record